Messenger RNA from Zerene cesonia (dogface butterfly), 967 nucleotides. RefSeq lists its product as uncharacterized. Bases 196 to 828 code for a protein of 210 amino acids. The record is from RefSeq and is a predicted model, not a curated record. Gene Ontology annotation, molecular function: protein binding. The transcript has 4 exons. Lineage: Eukaryota; Metazoa; Arthropoda; Insecta; Lepidoptera; Pieridae.
UCAUUGUCAAUAUCAAUGUCAAAAAAUAAGAUUUUUUACCUUUUACUUGUAUUGUUAUUUGAAAAUCAAAAUAAACAAUGAAAUAGAAUUGAAAUUCAUUUGAUAAGUCACAUAUUUUAAUAUAUAUUAAAGGAUGAUAAUGAGAAUUUUGCUAACGUCAUUUGUCCAAGUCUAUUUCAUUUUUUACUAAUAAUAAUGGACUCUGAAAGCACCGUCCUGGCUAAAAUGAUUUCCGACAAUGUAAUUGACCCUACCGGCUUCGAUGUAACUGUAAGUGCUCUCUUGGUUGGAUUAGGAGCCGAGGAGUACUUACCUAUUUUCAGGAAACAUAACAUUGGGCAAUGUACCUUAAUGGAGUUAAAUGAUGAAGACUUGAUGAAAUUAGGAGUAGACAACAAAAUUAUAAGAGACAAACUCUUAAGUGAAGUUAAAAACUUACCAAUAUAUCAAGAAACAGUUCUCCAAACUUCAAAUAAUUCUUUACUCUUGGGCCCUUUAGAGAUAAUUGAUAUUUUGGAAGAGAGUUCUCAGCACUUGUAUCGGAUAUACCUGAGUAUGAUGGCCAACUCAAUAGCACUCAAGAAAUCUAAGAAAGUUACAGAUUGUUUAUUACACCAAGACAAAUAUGCCUCUGAUGUGUGCCUCACUACCCUUAGUCACAUGACUAAUAUUUUAAAUUCAAUGGAUAUAGCAUUGCAUACAAAAUUCAAGGUGUUAACCUCAACGUCAAACAGUAACAGAAAAAAGAAGAUAGUAGUUGGGACCGUAGGCAGUGCUGUGAUUAUAGUGUUAUCUGUGUUAUUUGUCCGUUCAUUGAAGCAAAUCUAAGUUCCUAAAGACAUUUAUAAAAAUGUUAUUAGAAUGUUCUGUAAAGUUUUUAAAUAGUUUAAGAUGCCAUUAAAUAUGAAAACAUAUUGAUGUUAAAAAAAAAACAAUAAAUACCUCGAAAUUCUUGAAUUUUCAUUGA